CUCUCCUUCGCCAUUGAAGCCCUCUUCUUCGUCUUCUCUCCGUCUCGCCAUCGCCAUGGCUUCCGUUCCAGCUCCUAGCUUCUCAUCUCCGACCUCCUCCUACGUGGAUCCAAGCAUCAGCACCACCAACCUUGCCCCACGCCUCCUCGCCGCCACCCCGUGCCGCGCCACCUCUCCAUUUCCCCGUUUCUCUGCCCGCACUUAUCGCCCUUCCGAUUCGCCUCUCUGUCGCUGUUCCCGCGGUGAAAUUCCAGAGGAGCCCGUCCGCCGAGGAUGGGACUCACUGAUUAAAGAUGUUGUCAAGAGUGCGGUGAAGAGGUGGGAGGAUUAUGUCAAUUCGAGCAAGAGCUCGGCCUCUAAGGAUCGGAUGGAUGUGGAGUCUGAGGAGACAGCGGGGAAGGGGGAAGAGGAGGAGGUGGAGUGGGAUUGGGAACGGUGGGAGAAGCAUUUUGCUGAGGUGGAAGAGCAGGAGAAUCUCGUUGCUGCUCUGAAGUCACAAUUGCGUGUUGCUGUUGCUAGAGAAGAUUAUGAAGAAGCUGCUAAGCUCAAGGCUGCCAUAAUGGCUACAACAAAGAAGGAUACUGUUGCCACUGCUAUUUCUGAACUUAAGAGAGCUGUUGUGGAAGAGCGUUAUGGUGAUGCAGCUUUCUUUCGUGACUAUGCUGGCUGUGGCUUGGUGGGAUGGUGGUCUGGUACUUCAACCAAUGCAGCUGAACCCUCUGGUAGAAUCAUCCAUAUCAGUGCAGAACAUGGAAGAUAUGUUGCCAGAAGUUAUACUUCCAGGCAGCUAUCUACAGCUAGGCCAGGUUCUCCUCUGUUUGAAGUUUUUUUCACUGUGAAUGGAGGAGAAUACAAACAGCAGGCAGUUUAUUUGAAGAGAAAUGAUAGAACUGAAGACUUAUUGUUGAAAACAUCAAAUAAGCAGAAAAUUAGCAAUCCAAACCCUUCUGACAGUUCAACUGAGGAACAAGGUGAUAUAUAUGUGGAGGAUAUAACGGCUGUUGAAGAGAAAGAUGAUGACGCUGACAUGGUUGAUGGUAUAAAUGGAAUCCAGAAUGUCCUGCGAGACAUGAUUCCUGGAGUGAAAGUCAAGGUCUUAAAAGUUGUAUCUCCAGGAAAGGUUGAUCGAGAUUUAAUUGCAAAAGUCAUUGAACAAAUUAUGGAAGAGGAAGGUGAGGACAAUGAAGAAUUGGAAAGUAUAGAUGCAGAUAAAGCUAAAAGCGAGAGUGACAAUGAAGAAGUGAUUGACUCUGAAGAUGCAUUGAUUGGAACAGAUGAUCUUCAACCUGGAUUGCCUGUAAAACUUGUGAUUGGCACAAUCAUGAGAAAGUUUUCUGCUGAUUUGUCACCAAUAGAUUUAAUUCGUGUGCCUGCUGCACUUGAAAGGAAGGAUCGUCGAUCAUUUUCUUUUUCUAUCCAGCAAAAUGAUACACAACUUGGAACCAGUGGCAAAGAAGAGUCCUUGAGGGGAAAGGCUUCUCUAAAAUCAGAUAAACGGAGUUCAGAUCUUAUUAUGUCUGAUCUUGCUAAGGUCUUGCUUAGCAAAGAGAAGAUACCUAUGAAGGUACUUAAAGAUGUUGGUGAAUUAAUAAGUUCUGCCAUUAAACAGGAUCAAAAUCAACCUUUCUCUGGGUCAAUGCUCUUUAACCGUAUUGAGAUAUCAUCAUCUGCAGAUCCACUUAGUGGCCUAUAUGUUGGUGCACAUGGAAUUUAUGCUUCCGAAAUUCUCCAUCUAAAACGCAAAUUUGGCCAAUGGCAAGAGAAUGAUAGGAACACUGAUUUGGAAUUUUAUGAGUAUGUUGAAGCUGUGAAGUUAACUGGUAGCCUUUCAUUGCCUGCUGGUCAGAUUGUUUUCCGUGCAAAGGUUGGUAAACGGUAUCAGCUACCUCAUAAAGGAAUUAUUCCUGAAGAAUUUGGAGUGGUUGCUAGAUAUAAGGGACAAGGUAGGAUUGCUGAUCCUGGGUUUCAGAAUGCCAGAUGGGUUGAUGGGGAACUUGUGAUAUUAGAUGGAAAGUUCAUCAAAGGAGGCGUUGUUGUUGGGUUUGUUUAUUGGGCACCAGAGUAUCAUUUCUUGGUGUUCUUUAACCGAUUAAAGCUUCCAGAAACUUAAUUUUCAGGGCAGAAUUUGGGCAAUAUUCAUGAGAAAACCAGUGAUUUUGUAGCCUUCGCCAAUCUAGCUCCGUUCGAGUUUCAAUAAUUUAUAGGAGUAGUAUUCCGAUAGCCGAUGAGGAGAAAAUACCGAAUCAGAGCAUCAGUUUCAGUGAUCCCUACAUUUUGAUUUUUUCUAUUCCAGUUUUUUUUCUUUAUAAAGUUAUAUCCACUUGUACAGAGUAGAAUUUCCUGUGAAAAUUUACAGUUUCUUAUUAGCAGCUUCAUUGUCUAUUAUGGAACACUAAUCUUGUUGCAAUCUUCUGGCAAUGUUAUUGAAUCAAUAUGGAUGACAUAUUUAUGCAGUUUGGUUGUAAUAAAAUUUUCCAAUUAUAUAUAA
Messenger RNA from Dioscorea cayenensis subsp. rotundata (Guinea yam), 2488 nucleotides. Its product is annotated as protein EXECUTER 1, chloroplastic. The record is from RefSeq and is a predicted model, not a curated record. Lineage: Eukaryota; Viridiplantae; Streptophyta; Magnoliopsida; Dioscoreales; Dioscoreaceae. Gene Ontology annotation, cellular component: thylakoid membrane. Gene Ontology annotation, biological process: singlet oxygen-mediated programmed cell death; response to singlet oxygen. The transcript is spliced from 12 exons. The coding region runs from base 56 to 2110 and encodes 684 amino acids.